This is a messenger RNA of Opisthocomus hoazin, 2163 nucleotides long. Lineage: Eukaryota; Metazoa; Chordata; Aves; Opisthocomiformes; Opisthocomidae. The record is from RefSeq and is a predicted model, not a curated record.
GGGCUCCACGUGCCGGUGUCCGACCCGCAGCGGAGCAAUGGUCUGCCGGAGGCCGAGCCGGAGGAGGUGGCAGCGGAACCGGGCAGAGCCCCCGCGCCAGAGCCCGUCCGCUUCGGAUGGGUGAAGGGCGUGAUGAUCCGCUGCAUGCUGAACAUCUGGGGAGUCAUCCUCUACCUGCGCUUGCCCUGGAUCACCGCCCAGGCGGGAAUCGGGGGCACCUACUUCCUCAUCUCGCGGAGCCUCGGGCCGGAGCUGGGCGGCUCCAUCGGGCUGAUCUUCGCCUUCGCGAACGCGGUGGCCGUGGCCAUGCACACGGUGGGCUUCGCCGAAACCGUCCGGGACCUGCUGCAGGAGCACAACGCCCUCAUCGUGGACCCCACCAACGACAUCCGCAUCAUCGGGGUCAUCACCGUGACGGUGCUGCUGGGCAUCUCCCUGGCUGGCAUGGAGUGGGAGGCCAAGGCACAGAUACUGUUUUUCCUGGUCAUCUUGGUUUCCUUCAUAAAUUACCUGGUGGGGACGGUGAUCCCGGCCACCGCCGAGAAGCAAGCAAAGGGCUUCUUCAGCUACCGAGCCGACAUCUUUGCCCAGAACUUCGUGCCCAGCUGGCGCGGACCCGAGGGCUCCUUCUUCGGCUUGUUUUCCAUUUUCUUCCCAUCAGCAACCGGCAUCCUGGCUGGGGCCAACAUUUCGGGUGACCUGAAGGAUCCCGCCGUGGCCAUCCCCAAGGGCACCUUGAUGGCCAUCUUCUGGACCACCAUGUCUUACCUGGUGCUUUCCGCUACGAUUGGCUGGGUUUCCCCAGGCAGCUCCAUGCCCAGCAUCCCCCCAGCAGCCCAGCAGGCACCCGUGCCAAGCAUGAGCAUGGUGUCCGGCUUCGGCCCCCUCAUCACAGCGGGGAUCUUCGGCGCUACGCUCUCCUCGGCGCUGGCCUGCCUCGUCUCAGCCCCCAAAGUCUUCCAGUUUGGCAUCGUCAUCUUCCUCCUGGGAUACGUCCUCUACAAAAAGCCAGACAUCAACUGGGGCUCCUCCAUGCAAGCCAGCUCAUACAACAUGGCCCUCAACUACUCGGUGGGGCUGAGCGACGUGGACGAGCACAUCAAGAACUACAGACCGCAAUGCCUGGUGCUGACCGGCCCUCCUAAUUUCCGCCCGGCGCUGGUGGACUUUGUGGGAACGUUCACCAAGAACCUCAGCCUGAUGCUCUGCGGCAACGUGCUGAUCGGACCGCGGAAGCAGAAGAUGCCAGAGUCCCAGCUGAUGGCAGAUGGCCACACCAAGUGGCUCAGGAAGAGGAAGAUCAAGGCUUUCUACACGGAUGUGGUGGCUGAGGAUCUGAGGAGCGGCGUCCAAAUGCUCAUCCAGGUAGAGCCACCCUCAGCUGUCGACCGUCAGGGUCCCUCUGCUCCCCCGGCCACCGUUAACUGCUUUCUCCUCCCUCCUUCCAGCGACGCCUUCGAUUUCAAGUAUGGCGUGUGCUUGAUGAGGAUGAAGGACGGGCUGAACGUCUCCCGAGUGGUGCAGGCUCACGUGAACCCCAUGUUCGAGGUGGCGGAGCAGCCCGGGGAGAAUGGCACUGGCGGCAGAGCAGUCCCGGGCACAGCGGACCCCACCGCCUUGGCUGGCGAGCAGCAGGCGAGCACCAUCUUCCAGAGCGAGCAGGGCAAGAAGACCAUCGACAUUUACUGGCUCUUCGACGACGGAGGUCUGACGCUGCUCAUCCCCUACCUCCUGGGGCGCAAGAAGCGCUGGGGAAAGUGCAAAAUCCGGGUGUUUGUCGGCGGGCAGAUCAACAGGAUGGACGAGGAGAGGAAGGCCAUCAAGAGGUUCGACGACCUGAUCACUCCCUUCCGGCUGAACGACGGCUUCAAAGACGAGGCGGCGGUGAACGAGAUGAGGCAGGGCUGCCCCUGGAAGAUCUCUGACGAGGAGGUCCACAAAAACAGAGCCAAGUCGCUCCGACAAGUGAGGCUGAAUGAGAUUUUGCUGGAUUACUCGCAGGACGCGGCGCUCAUAGCCAUGUAGGUGCCNNNCGGCAGGAAGGGUCGCUGCCCCAGCUCCCUCUACAUGCCCAGGCUGGAGACCCUCUCGCAGGACCUAAGACCCCCCGUCAUCCUCACCCGCGGAAACCAGGAGAACGUGCUGACCUUUUACUGCCAAUAA